UUCCAGCUCUAGCUCUUGCAAGUAGCGACAAUUUUUGCAUAUAAUACAAUUAAAUAAUAAAGGGCGACCGCCGAGGCUGCGAAACUUUGUUUUUAUACUGCUGCAAUUGCUGAAGAAUCUAGUUUAGGUGCCACCCAAGAAAACCAAAAAGUGAUAACGCAAAAACUACAAAAAGAGCUCCCAAAAAAAGCAGCGACGGCACAAAAGUGAAAGCCCCCAGAAAAAGUACAAAAGAGCGAAAGAGCAAAAGCAAGAGCGAGAGCGAGAGAACGGUGAAAAGAGUCUGGGCGAGAGAAAAACGAUUUUUUCAGAGAACACCGCGAUUUUUGGUCAUAUUUUUUGUGCAAUUGCAAGACCUGGUAGUACGAGGAGCCGAGGAGGAACAGGACCGGAACCAGAACCAGAAAGCCAUCAAGAUUCUCGGGCACUACUACACCGGGAUCCAGAUCCAGAGCCAAAGCCACGGCCACCAGAACGCAGAAGCCACCGCUACCUACAGCACCAACAGCACUCCACUAGCCGCCACCACGCUCCACAAACAGCCAGCAGCCAUUAUGUUCGUCAACUCGAUGACGUUCCGCGGCAAUCCGGCGAACUACCACCAGCAGCAGCCGGCCCUUAACCACCACACGCUGGCCGCGGCGCACCACCAGCAGCAGCUGCAUCACCACGCCGCCGCCGCCGGUCACCUCGGCCACGUCGGCGGCGGCCAUGCGGCCAGCAAUCAUCUGGCGGCCGCUGCUGUCCUUGGCCGACAUGGCCACAACUCCCUGGGCAGCGGGCACACGUCCAGCUCGUCGCACUCCACCAAUGUGGGUGUGGGCGUGGGUGGCGGUGCAUUGGCCAGCGGCUCCACUGGCGGCGGUAGCGGUGGCAACAGCUCCCCGGACAGCGGCAAGAUCUAUAUCAAGAACCUGGAGCGGUCUAUCGACAACAAGGCGGUGUACGACACGUUUUCCGUGUUCGGGAAUAUCCUAAACUGCAAUGUGGCCAAGGACGAGGAUGGAAACUCGCGCGGCUACGGUUUUGUGCAUUUCGACUCGGAGGAUGCCGCCCGGGCGGCCAUCGAGAAGGUGAACGGGAUGCUGUGCAAUAACCAGAAGGUGCACGUGGUCAAGUUCAUACCACGGCGGGACCGGGAGCAGGAGAAGGCCACGCACUUCAAGAACCUGUACGUGAAGAACCUCAGCGAGGAGUUCACCGAGCAGCACUUGCGUGAAAUGUUCGAGCCCUACGGCCGCAUCACCAGUCACAAGCUCAUGCUGGACGAGGAGGGGCGCUCCCGUCGCUUCGGUUUCGUGGCUUUCGAGAAUCCACAGUCGGCGCUGGCCGCCGUGAUUGGCCUGCAUGGCAAGCAGCUGGGCGACAACAAGUUCUUGUACGUGGCAAGAGCCCUGAGCAAGGCCGAGCGGCAGCAAGAGAUCAAUCGAAAGCUGGAAGAGCGCAAGCGCCAGAAGGCCGGCCAGAUAUUCUACUACUAAGAAGGCGACAACGGCAGCUGAUCCAAGGACAUCGCUAGGAGUUGACUCAGAACCCACACACAUACAAUAUACACCCAUAUAUAAACCUAUAUAGAUAUUUACAAGAAAUUGUAUCGAGCAGCUGAGCGAACAUUCAGGCAGCAGGCAGGCAGGAUGCAACUCCUGCACAUUUACAUUUAGAAGUAGGCAAAAAGUGUUGCAACACAGUUGAAAUUUGUAGAAACACACACAGGAACAUAAACAGAAGGAGUAACAGUACACGAACUCUCAAUCGAAAGGAUUCUCUAGGCAUUAGGACAAAAGUUUCUUAGUACUCACUAGCGUUUUUUUGGACUUAGAUGUUUGUCUUUACUGUUGAAUUUAGUGAGCAGAGGCUUCGCUGUCAGCUUCUCGCCUAAAGAACACAUUGCGUACACGUAUUUCGAAUUGUAUUUACCCACACCAGGCCCACGUUCACACUGGCCCUUUGGCAUUAAGUCUAGAUCGCGCGAUCGCAACUAGAGCUACGCCCAGCCGAGUCCUGGGCAAAAUAUGAAUAUUUACACAUACCUAUUAUAUAUUAAAACAAAACUAAAGCAACAAAAAAAAAAAAAAAAAAAAAAAAAAUGGAAAAAUGAAAAAAUACAAUUGAUGUAACCCCUAUUAACAAUUGAAGCACUCACUCUACGUAUAUACAUAAACAUAUAUAUUUAACGUAAAACCCAUUACACGCUGUAGUUAAAAAGCGUUUAUAAUACUCACACACUCUACGCUAUAACUAAUACUUUUGACGAGGAAAUCAAGUGCAACCAUUGCGAAAGCGAACCCUACACGUAAUUUAUAUAGUAGACGCAAAUGCGGAGGAAAGAAUAAAUCGAAGCUGAACAGAAAAAUAAUUAGCAGGAAGGCCCAGAGCCGCUCCUGCGGACAGUACAUGAGUAUUAAAAUUUUAGCAAUUACAAGACAUUUUUGUAAUUAAUUGUACAUUGUUUCAAGUAGCAAAAACGAAAGUGAAACCACAAAACAGGACCGCAAAGACAGCCGUAAUGUAACGACAAAACAAAAAAAGGAAUAACUAAUUGAAUAUAACCAAUCCAAGGAGUGUACACAAUGCAAUGUUUAAAAUCUUUUAGAAUAUUAUUACGGAUACAAGGCACGAAAUAAAACCCCAAAAAAGAAAAACACUUUAAAGGCAGGCGUGUAUACAAGUUCGGCCCAUGGCAAAUUAAACCGAAAGGAAAGCAAAUACAUACAUAAUUUAAGAUUAUUGAGCUUAAUUUUUAAAAUGUUUCCAAGAACAGAAAACGAAAGUAAAGAGAAAAACAAAAAUAUUAAGAAAACCAAACAAUGCUAAACUCACUCAAAAUUUGUAAGAUUCAAGUUUUGCGUCUAGACAUACACACAAUGUAUAGUUAAAACAGUACCACAAAAGAACAAAAAAUGAAAUUACAUAAAAAUAGUUAUAAAUGAUGGCAAUAUUUAGGAUGGCAUAAUUAAUGUAACCCUCAUUUGACAAUAUUUAUUUUCCAUUACAUUUCAUUUUGAGCUUAGGUUGCUCGCUCCCUUCGAUCCAAUGUUUUUGACUUAGGGAGCGAACGAUAUUACGAUUCUAGUUUUCAGGACAAAAGUAGGAUUAGGCCUCCACACUCUAACUCACACAGAACAUAUGCAAUAUGAAUUUACAAGACAAACAAAAGAAAAUUAUGCAAUUGAAUAAUAUUUACACAAAUGUACAAAACAAAAAAGAAAGAAAAUGAAAUUUAUUUUCCUUUGCCAAGCAAAUGCGACAUACUUCUUAUUAUUAUUAGAAAUUAUAAUUGUAAUUGAAACUUAAUUUUUUUGGUAAUUGCUUUUGCAGAAUUUACCUAAAAACAAAAUAAACAACAAACAAAAAGAAAAAGAAAAAACCCAAAGGAGAACCCUUUUAUAGUGCUAAAUUUUUAGAGAGUACAAGAAAUGUUAAUUCAGUCUUACAAAAUUAAUUGAUAAACUACACAAAACGAAUUCCAUUUCGAAACCGCAACACCACACAAAUUAACUCAAUUUUGCACAUUUGCUAAAUGAGACAUUACAACACCUGCAUUCGAUUCUACUCACGAGAACCUAGUUUUUAUUUAAAUUUUUUGCUUGGACUGGGGUGUGUGUGCCCCCUCGAAAGUCCCAUUUUAAUGACUAGCGAACCCCACACAAGAAGCACAGAUAAUACUGACACAGAUGGCGUAUAAUAUAUGCAUUAUAUAUGUAAUUCCAUUGAAACGAAAAUCCUAAUUAUAACAUAUUACAAAUACCUACUUAUUAACAAACCUAAAAAAAAAACAAGCGAAAAUGAACAAGAAAAGGAAAACAUUUAAUGAUGAAAAUCAAGAUGCAGUGAGCAGAGACAUGUGAAACUUGAAUAAAAAUGCUUUUGCAAAAAGUGUUUGAAA
Messenger RNA from Drosophila rhopaloa, 3886 nucleotides. Its product is annotated as polyadenylate-binding protein. The record is from RefSeq and is a predicted model, not a curated record. NCBI's taxonomy places the organism in Eukaryota, Metazoa, Arthropoda, Insecta, Diptera, Drosophilidae. The coding region runs from base 555 to 1481 and encodes 308 amino acids. Gene Ontology annotation, cellular component: nucleus; cytosol; cytoplasmic stress granule. The transcript has 3 exons. Gene Ontology annotation, molecular function: mRNA 3'-UTR binding; poly(U) RNA binding; poly(A) binding.